Messenger RNA from Macrosiphum euphorbiae (potato aphid), 1950 nucleotides. The record is from the annotation of a GenBank genome assembly. Lineage: Eukaryota; Metazoa; Arthropoda; Insecta; Hemiptera; Aphididae.
AUGUGCAAAAAAGAUGUAUUAAAUUACAGAACAAAUCUUAUGAUUGCUGGUGACUUUAACAAAACAAAAUCAACUGUCUUUUACAAUAAUAUAGCUAUUCAUACUCCAGCAAUUGCAGUAAAUCUUUAUUCUAAUGCACUAUUACAAAAGCUGUCCGGAAAUUAUGAAUCAUAUAUUACAACUGUUAAUGAACCGAUUGAAAUGAGUAGUACAAGAACAUGUGAUGAAGGACUAGAUACUUCGUUCGUAUUUCUUUGGAUGAUUACUUUCACGCCUGGUUUACUGUAUUUAAUAGGAUAUUUUAUAGCGUUACCAUUAAAUGAAAGAGUAAGUGGAAUCAAACACUUACAAAUGAUGACCAAACUUUCACCAAUCAUGUAUUGGGUUACUUGUUUCAUUUGGGACUAUUUUUGUUACAUAAUUGUGGUUUUAUUAACAUUGGCCGUUAUGUAUUUAACGGAUAUAAACGACAUAUUUACUGGUUUAAAUGAAGUUGGUGGUCUAUUAACAUUAUUAUUUAUUUAUGGGUGGAGUGCAAUUCUCUAUGCAUAUGUUUAUAGCUAUUUAGCAAAUACACUAGUUAGCGCCAUGUUACUGUAUAUUGCAGUUAAUUAUAUUUUAGGAAUAUUUAUAAAUAUUAUCUUGGUUAUGGUGAACGACUAUAUAAGACUGUUAAAUAAAACAAAUUACUUUAACACACUGAAUAUAAUAAGGUUAAUAAUUUUAAUUAUUCCACAUUUUUCAUUUCCAUUGUGUUUAUCGGGAUUUCUAAAAAUAACAUGGGAAAACAACAUGUGUAAAAUAUGUAAAUCACCUAAAAUGAUUGAAGUGUGUAAAGCUAUUGGUUCUGAACGUAAAAGUUAUUUUGUUUUCCAAUCUGAUGAAGAUCCUAAUGGUCUACUAGAAGAAACUUUAUUUUUAUUACUUAGUAGCAUACUCUACAUAUCCAUUAUACUAUUAUUUGAUUAUAAAAUAUUUCGUCGGUUAUAUCAGUAUGUAUUCAACAAAAUCUAUGGCACUGGUGUUAGUUAUAGAGAUGCUAAUGAAGAUCCAGAUGUUGGUAGUGAAAGAGACAAAGUUAAUGCAACUAAAACUCAAUCAAAUAGUGCUUCAUCACCAUUAUUGGUGGUUGAUGACAUAGUUAAAAAGUUUAGUUUUAAUUUCACCGGUGUAAGGGGUAUAAGUUUUGCUGUUUUCCCUGGUGAAUGUUUUGGCUUACUCGGUGUGAAUGGCGCAGGUAAAACAACUACAUUUCGAAUUUUAACUGGAGAUAUAUUUCCUUCAAAAGGUGAAGCUUCUAUUCUUACUGAUAAGUUGUACAAACUCAGCUCUGACAUAAAUCAGUAUGUUUCUUUGAUUGGUUAUUGUCCUCAAUACGAUGCGAUAAAUGAUCAACUUACUGCAAUAGAAACUUUAAAACUAAUGGCAAUUUUGAGAGGAAUUUCGCCAGCAAACACCAAAAACCAUGUUGAUAAAUGGAUUAGACUUUUAGGUCUUGAAGAACAUAAAGAUCGACUCUGUGGGACAUAUAGUGGUGGAAAUAAGAGAAAAUUAAACACUGCAAUGGCAUUAAUUGGAGAUCCCCCUGUUGUGUUUUUGGAUGAGCCAACCAGCGGAGUAGACCCCGUGGCAAGGCGUAAUUUAUGGCAAUUAUUAGCUGCUAGUCAAAGAGGUGGACAAGCCAUUAUACUUACUUCGCAUAGUAUGGAUGAAUGUGAAGCACUUUGCAACCGUUUGACAAUAAUGGUGGGUGGUUUAUUAAAAUGUAUUGGUAAUAUACAAUAUUUGAAAAAUCGUUAUGGACAAGGAUUUACAAUCAUGGUAAAACUACGUAAUAUUGAAAACUUCAAUGUUUCUGAACUAAAAACUGAUAUAGAAAGUCAGUUUGCUCCAGACAUCAGUUUAAAAGAUGAACAUACGGUGAUUACAGCCCAUGCGAAAAAAAAUUAA